GGGUAUAUUUGAUGGUAUGACAUAUAAAGAAGUGCUGGAGAAAUAUCCUGAUGAACACGAACAACGCUAUGAAGACAAGUUUAAAUAUAGAUCACCGCGAGGGGAGGUAGGGGGAAUGUUAUUGUUCUGUUUGAUUCUGGCUUCAUAGUUUGUUUGUUGGUUGGUUAGUUUGUUUGCCUGUUUGUUUGUUUGUUUGUUUGUUUGUUUGUUUGUUUGUUUGUUUGUUUGUUUGUUUGUUUGUUUGUUUGUUUGUUUGUUUGUUUGUUUGUUUGUUUGUUUGUUUGUUUGUUUGUUUGUUUGUUUGUUUGUUUGUUUGUUUGUUAUUUAUGCGUUAGCUGGUUAGUUAAUUGGUUAGUUAGUUAAUUAAUUGGUUAAUUAGUUAAUUGGUUAGUUAGUUAAUUAAUUGUUUAAUUAGUUAGUUAAUUGAUUGGUUAGUUAAUUAAUUGGUUAGUUAGUUAGUUAGUUAGUUAAUUAAUUAAUUAAUUAGUUAGUUGAUCCCUUACUUUUUCAUGCAGUUUACAGUAUCAGUUCGUUCGUCCAUAUUAGUCAGUUGCCUUAACGAGUUCGUUAAACGAGUGAUUAAUUGAUUCAUUAAAUUUUAGUCGUAUAAUGACCUGAAAGUGAGAUUGGAGCCAGUCAUAAUGGUAAGUUAUUAAACAUUCAAAAAUCUAAACUUGCUUUUAGACACCGUUAAUAUGAUGUACUUCGUAGGGGCUUCGGUGGCGCAGUCAGAGCAAGCCUCUUUCACCUCGGAGAUAGUGGGUUGGAUUCUCGCUAUGAACUCAUGUGAAAAGAGUCAGUCAACGCUCUGACGAAAGUCGUGGGUUUUCUCUAGGUGCUCCGGUUUCCUCCCACAGGGAAAGUUGACAGUUAGGAUAAACACAGUUAAGAAAGCAAUCUCACAACUGUUGUAUAGAUAAAAGUAGUCUAGGCUAAGUAAGUAAUUCGGUAAGCGUAAUCCUUGAUGUAAAGCACAUUUGAUCAUAUCUACAUGAAGCUAAAUUUGCGCUAUAUAGAGAUGCUAAUCCUAAUCGUAAUCGUGUACAAUUAUAAUUAGGAGAAGAAAACUUUGUUCAAAUACUAGAUCUAUAUCUGCAUUUCUGUUUAGGAACUAGAACGGCAACAAAAUAUACUUGUUAUUUGUCAUCAGGUAGAGUGCCAUUUAACAUUUAUAAAAAUUAAACAAUAUAUGCAUGGAUAAUUGUAUUGUGUUGUGUGCUUCUCAAGAAGGCCAUAAACUUACUCCUUGUUCUUUUGUACGAAAAUGUGUGUUUUUCUUCUCAGGCUGUUCUUCGGGUGCUACUUGCAUAUUUCUUGGACAGUCCUUCUGGUAAGUAAGUUCUUCGACAGGCAAUUAUAUAACCAUACUAAUUAGGAUGAACAAUGAUAUAAAAAUACUAAUGAAGAUGAGUUUUAUCAGAUAUGAAGUUACUCCACGUGACAUAUUAUGGCUGACAUGAUUUGCUGUGGCAAGGUUUAUGAAUUUUUAAUGAUUUUUUAAGUUCAAUUAAAAUAUUGAAAGUUCAGCAACAGAGUUUUACGUCAAUGCUUGCUUUUUUGUGUAUUUUCAUUUUUUGCUUUUGUUUUAAGUAAGUGAAUUGUAGACUCAUUUGUAUUUUACUCCUGUUGAGUGAAAUUAGUGAAAUAAUUGCACUCCUCUAACCAAUUAGAUUGCAGUAAUUUUGUCAUGCAUACCGUAUAAUAAAAUGAUUUAUUGAAUUAGAUGCAAAAUUGCAUGUACUGUAUAAUGUUCAAAUCGAACAGUUAAUGUAAUAAUGAAAUUCAUUUAACUCAACAUUAUCGUAUGAAGUAUAUUUUUACAUUUUGCUUCGCACAAAUCGUGGGCAUGCAUUCAAUUCCAUCGACCUUGUUAUGGAAUUAGGGAUUAAAUUAACUACUGUUACGAUACGAGUGGGGUUUUGACCAUAGAAAUAUUAGACCUAGAAUGCGUGCUUGGUCACGUGACCGGUGUCCAAACUGAAAACAAAAAUGCCCUUAUAAAUCCGCCAUGUUGAAUUUGAGUAGGAGUGCAAACUACAAAGUAUAAACAAAACUAAAACUAUAAAGUUUUCAUCGUCAAAACGUUUGGUAUUUGUAGUUUGGGGAUAGAAUUUGAAAUAUUAAGUUCUUUAAAGGCUCAAAGCAAAUGUGCCGUUACAAAAACGGUGAAAAUCGUGCAGCCUUGUAUAAAAACAAGUAGUUUUUCGUGUAGUUUCGCGUAUAAAAUAUAACUUACUCAUAAAACAUUUUUGCAAGCUCUGAACGUAACUGUUUUGCUAAUACUUUAUAAAAUUACGAGAUGAUAGUUCAUUCUUCGUCGGGUUUUGUUUUUCUUCAAUCUAAACGAAGUGUUUUCAUGUUUUUGAAACAAAUAUAUUUCAGUUGUUGAUAUUUAAAACUGUAAAUCGCCUAAAUGAUCGUCGAAAACAUAUGGUUUCAAAAGCGUUGCCUCAAGCUCAAGCAACGUAUAAAAAAGUAUAAAAAGUAGUUGUGUAAGUUUAAAAAGAUUAUUGAACUCUAUUUAUAUUAUAAAACAGUUGAAAUAUAUUUUUUAAAACAUACCUCUUGAGUUUCAGUUUGUCUUGAUUUUUCGUGUUUUGUUUUGGCUUGCACAACAACGUUGAAAAUGUAUUUUGAAACGACGAUUUCUCUAUAUAUUCUGUUCAGAACUAUUGCUCUUCGUAAAAAAACCCACGGGAAUGGGUUUUUCUCCAUUAAAAACACUUUUUUUCCACUUCAAGUCUGGAUAGAAUUGUUUUUGCAAACUUUGUUGAAAAAAAACAAUUCGCACUCCCGGCACCGCGCGAAUUUCCACGCCACAGGAGUCUGGGACUAGCCAAAUUGCCAAAAUGCCCUUAUAAAUCCGCCAUUUUGUGGAGACAAAAUUUUUACUGAGAAGAGAUAGGAGCACGCAUUCUAUGUCUAUUAUUUCUAUGGGUUUUGACGGAUGAAACGUGACGAAAACCAAAGUGUGCAAUGGUGAAAAACGUGCAAAAUAAAAAAAUCCACUUUCAAUAUCAUGUGAUAGUAAUCAGCCAAUUAAAUAACGACAAUUCAAAAAGGUGUUAUAUUAACUGGAUUAGUGUAUGUUUUGUGUGUGCUUAUCCAUUACCUUUUGUUUACAGAUGAGUUACCAUACAUGAGAGUACCACUUCAUACUGUUUACAAACUUACUCCCAUCGCUUUUGGUAGGUUGUAAAUAUUUAAAUUGGUCAUGGCUUAUAAAAUAUAUGUUGAAGUAAUUGGUAGCAAAGUCCGGAAAACUCACGAAAACCUCUUAGAAGUAUGUGUUUAACCAUUCAUUGGAAUACAAUGGAUUACAUACAAUUGAAUGCAAUGGAGUACAAUUGAAUGCAGUGGAAUGCAAUAGAAUACAAUAGAGUACAAUUGAAUAAAAUGGAAUACAAUACAAUGCAAUACAAUGCAAUACAAUGCAAUACAAUGGAAUACAAUACAGUACAAUACGAUACAAUGCAAUGCAAUGCAAUGCAAUGCAAUGCAAUGCAAUGCAAUGCAAUGCAAUGCAAUGCAAAUACAAAUACAAAUACAAAUACAAAUAGCAAUGGCACACAAUUGAAUACAAUUUAAUACAAUUGAAUACAAUAGAAUACAAUAAAAUACGUUACAAUACAAUACAAUAGACCACAACAGAAUCCAAUAGAAUAAAAUAAAUACUAUGGAACACAAUGGCAUACAAUAGAAUACAAUGGAAUAUAAUAGGAUAAAAUACAAUACAAUACAAUGGAAUACAAUGCAAUGGGAAUACAAUAAAGUACAAUAAAAUACAACACAAUAGAAUACAAUAGAAUACAAUGCAAUGUAAUGUUACUCGUACGAAUACAACUAACGAUUUUCCCCUUUGUCGUUCGAUGUUAAGCCACCUGAGCUGACACUGUAACACUGACAAUAAAAGUCUUCUAUUGAUAUUCCAGGAUGUCGCGCUGAAAAGAUUGCUAUAGAUGUAGACGCAGUCGACACGCAUGUUCCUCAUCCCAGUAGAGUAAGUAUUGAGCUUGAGAGUAAGUUUUGUAAAUGGAAAUUAUCUAGUGUAAAUUUUUAUUUACAUUCAUUAGACCUAAUCAGGAACAGCUGCAAAUCGAAUGCUCUGAUCCCUGCGAUUCCAGUGCAGCGCUCUAACCAACUGAGCUACAGAGUGCAGCUGCUGAGUCCUAACCACAAGUUCAUUUACAUACACCAGAGCACUGCCAUGUUAAGUUAUGGAUUACCUGUGUUUCUGGUUUGGCCUAAUAAGUACUAUUUAAAACACGAGCAGGAGUGUUUUAUCAGAUAUAAUUGCUUAAAAAAUGACCCAUCUAAAGAGUUCAUUGGCGAAGUAAUUUUAAGAAUAAACGUUGUACGAGGCGAGAAAAUCAAAGCUAAAGGUUAUAUAAAAUGGUUUCAGCAGUAUAUCGGGGCCGGCCUGUUGUGUAUUUUUCUUCUCUUUUACGUUCUCUAUUUUGACACAAACUGGAAAAUAUAUUUCGUAAACUUGCUAUAGUUCUACCGCCAUUUUGUUUGUUUAUGUAAGUAGCCGGUCGGGGCGGGAAACUAUUUUUCACGUGUUACCCAGCGGGAUACAUUGCAUUUAUCCAAAGCCACGCGACCACAAAUCAGCCAAUCGUGUUUGGUGUUUACUUUAGCUAUGUAGCAAUAAUUGUUACUUCGAUUAUCAUUACUAUAGGCAACCAAAGGAGAUGACUCACCGUUAAGCCAGAGUUUGGGAACGUAAGCAAUGAAUUAUACGAGUAUACGCUGCAUGGACAACCAUUUUUGAGAUAACAUGUCGGUUUCUAUAUUCGGUAUCAAUGGCUUGUGCAUAUUUAUAUAUAGGUAUAGCUUUAAAUUAUAAUUAUCCCGAGUGAACUCUAAAGCAAAGACGCACAUCUAUAUAUCAUUUAUAAACACGCAGUCUCAACUGCGCUCCUAAAUGAGGCUGUGUUUACACCAUUGAACUAUAAAUAAACUGGAAGGCUAACUCAGGGGGGGAAAUUGAAGCCAGUGCAUUUUAGUUUUUCUGAGUUAUGAGCAGAAAUACUCAACACUGAACGUUGGGCUAUAUAUCAAAUUGAAGCUAUUGAAAAACGCUAUUUGGUGUAGAAAUUUCAAGACUUUAGCUAAAAGGGAAACAUUGAAAAACUACAAACAUAAUUACCGAUAAUUUGCCGUUUUGCAGUUGUUUUUGUAUUUUUUAAAUAUUUUUCUUUUCGCUGAAGUCUUGAAAUUUCCACACCGAAUAGCAAUUUUCAAUAGCUUCAAUUUGAUAUACAGGGUGUAUCAAAAUAAACGCAAUUCAUCUUUUGUGAUUAAUAACUUUCGAAAUAUUAUUUCUAGUUAAACGCUUUUAGGCUUACUUCAAAGCCUGUUCUUUUCUCUUUCAAACAAACUAUUAUCCUUGUCUCCAAUGCUAGUAAUAAUUGCACAGGAAAAGAUUUAGUAAAACC
Molecule: messenger RNA, 5441 nt
Organism: Paramuricea clavata
Lineage: Eukaryota; Metazoa; Cnidaria; Anthozoa; Malacalcyonacea; Plexauridae
Source: the annotation of a GenBank genome assembly